Molecule: messenger RNA, 4889 nt
Organism: Tupaia belangeri chinensis (Chinese tree shrew)
Lineage: Eukaryota; Metazoa; Chordata; Mammalia; Scandentia; Tupaiidae
Gene: HAS3
Product: hyaluronan synthase 3
Exons: 4
Coding region: 919-2580 (553 amino acids)
Biological process (GO): hyaluronan biosynthetic process; extracellular matrix assembly; polysaccharide biosynthetic process
Cellular component (GO): plasma membrane
Molecular function (GO): hyaluronan synthase activity
Source: RefSeq, a predicted model, not a curated record
CAACGCCCCUAACCACUACACCACCUGCUAGCCCAUCUCUGUAUUAAUAGCUAGUUACUAGGUCCCCUAGGCUGUCUGAAGAUGAAAACAUUUCCAUGUGGAUUCAAUAUUAAUCUAAAACAAAACCUUAUAGUAUAUUAUGAUUUUCUUAAGCAAAAGUAGGAACUAACUUGAUUUUUGUUAUACAAAUGGGGAGAGGGUAGAGUAGGUGCCUGGGGUCAUUGCUUGGCUGGGGGGAUUGUGGCUCAGAGAAGAAGGGUGGCAAGUCCCUGAGCCCCUAAGAAUUCUGAGAGGAGCAGCUUAUAUAAUAGGUUGCGAUUGGAGUGCAUAUCAGUUCCUUGCAGCUUGGGAAGAAGUGAAGCAAACUGACUCAGGUACGUUUGGAGGGCAUGGGGAUUCCUUUUUUUUUUUUUUUUUUCUUUGUUACUAGUCUCCAGAGAUAAAAACUCAAUCGGCUGGUUCUAAACUUCUAUGCUAAUAACCACCUCCUUUCCCCCAUCCGACUUUAUCGGGGCUAGGGCCAACUUUCAGGGACCUGGAAACUGCUUGCCAUCAGGUCACUUGUAAAUUUAGGAGGCUAUGGAUAUUGGUAAUAAAGGUGUGAGAAAGGGGAGAAGGAACUGUUUUAGCUUUAAGACACCGGAACCUCUGAGCUUCCUGCAAAACCAUUCGCAGCUUUUGCAAACCGCCUUAAAGUCAUCAGCGCCCCACUGCGGAAUUCGGGAAUUUGAAGCUAAGCUUGUUACAAUUGUUAACACCUUCGACCAGUCUUUCUCCAUUUGACAAUUACUCCCUUCCUUUUCUUGCCAGCAGGAAGGUUCUGCUGCCUUGGUUUUAGGGAGUCCCUCUACAGCGAACAGCCCCCCUUCGUGUGCAGAAGUCGGGGGAAGAUUUCUAUCGGCUCUCCCGCCUUGCAGGAUGCCGGUGCAGCUGACGACAGCCCUACGUGUAGUGGGCACCAGCCUAUUUGCUCUGGUAGUGCUGGGUGGCAUCCUGGCAGCCUAUGUGACAGGCUACCAGUUCAUCCACACAGAAAAGCACUACCUGUCUUUUGGCCUGUACGGCGCCAUCCUGGGUCUGCACCUGCUCAUCCAGAGCCUGUUUGCCUUCCUGGAGCACAGGCACAUGCGGCGUGCUGGCCGGCCACUGAAGCUGCCCUCCCCUGUGCGGCGCUCAGUGGCACUCUGCAUUGCCGCGUACCAGGAGGAUCCUGACUACUUGCGCAAGUGCCUGCGCUCUGCCCAACGCAUCGCCUUCCCUGACCUCAAGGUUGUCAUGGUGGUGGAUGGUAAUCGCCAUGAGGACGCCUACAUGCUGGACAUUUUCCAUGAAGUUCUGGGUGGCACUGAGCAAGCUGGCUUCUUUGUGUGGCGCAGCAACUUCCAUGAGGCAGGUGAGGGUGAGACAGAGACCAGUCUGCAGGAGGGCAUGGACCGUGUGCGGGAUGUCGUGCGGGGCAGCACCUUCUCAUGCAUCAUGCAGAAGUGGGGAGGCAAGCGCGAGGUCAUGUACACAGCCUUCAAAGCUCUUGGCGACUCAGUGGACUACAUCCAGGUAUGCGACUCGGACACUGUGCUGGAUCCAGCCUGCACCAUCGAGAUGCUUCGAGUCCUGGAAGAGGAUCCCCAAGUAGGGGGAGUCGGGGGAGAUGUCCAAAUCCUCAACAAGUAUGAUUCGUGGAUCUCCUUCCUGAGCAGUGUGCGGUACUGGAUGGCCUUCAACGUGGAGCGGGCCUGCCAGUCCUACUUUGGCUGUGUACAGUGUAUCAGUGGGCCCCUGGGCAUGUACCGCAACAGCCUCCUCCAGCAAUUUCUGGAGGACUGGUACCAUCAGAAGUUCCUAGGCAGCAAGUGCAGCUUUGGGGAUGACCGGCACCUCACCAACCGAGUCCUGAGCCUUGGCUACCGGACUAAGUAUACAGCUCGCUCCAAGUGCCUCACAGAGACUCCUACUAAGUACCUCCGGUGGCUUAACCAACAGACCCGCUGGAGCAAGUCUUACUUCCGGGAGUGGCUCUACAACUCUCUGUGGUUCCAUAAACACCACCUCUGGAUGACCUAUGAAUCAGUGGUCACAGGUUUCUUCCCCUUCUUCCUCAUUGCCACAGUCAUACAGCUUUUCUACCGGGGUCGCAUCUGGAACAUUCUCCUCUUUCUGCUGACAGUGCAGCUGGUGGGCAUUAUCAAGGCUACCUAUGCCUGCUUCCUUCGGGGCAAUGCAGAGAUGAUCUUCAUGUCUCUCUACUCCCUUCUCUAUAUGUCUAGCCUCCUGCCGGCCAAGAUCUUUGCCAUUGCUACCAUCAACAAGUCUGGCUGGGGCACCUCUGGUCGAAAAACCAUUGUGGUGAACUUCAUUGGCCUCAUCCCUGUGUCAAUCUGGGUGGCAGUUCUUUUGGGGGGACUAGCCUACACGGCUUACUGUCAGGACCUGUUUAGUGAGACAGAGCUAGCCUUCCUUGUCUCUGGUGCCAUAUUGUAUGGGUGCUACUGGGUGGCCCUCCUCAUGUUAUAUCUGGCCAUCAUUGCCCGGCGAUGUGGAAAGAAGCCAGAGCAGUAUAGUCUGGCUUUUGCUGAGGUGUGACAUAGUCCCCUAUCAGAGCGGGAAAAGUGCAAUGGGCAAGGGAGGGAAGGGGAAUGGAAAAGUGGGGUGGGAGGGAGGAGGGAGUGCUGUGUUUUUGUUUCUUAAUGGUCCAAAGGACAAAUAUGAAAUGCAAAGAAUAGUUGACUGUAGUAUGGCCUGAGCAGUGCUGCUUAGAGACAGUAACACUGAUUUCUCAGGCUUAGGAUAGAGGGGGUAUGUUUUCAGGCUGCCUAUCUGCUUUGCCUCUGCAUACAGGCAGUGGUCUCUGGGGAAGAUUCUACUUCUUCUCCCUGGGAUACAGAGGGAAUAGGAGCUCAGAAGUGUGCUACACUAAACUACAAAUUACAUUUGGUAGCAAGUUCUACUAAGUGAGCAAUGAGAGCCGGUAGGAAAGGGUUCUCCUAGCCCAUGUGAACACAACCAGAGAUGGUGGGAGAAUUCCUACUGAGAGAUCUGGGCCAGCUAGUGUCCCCACCUCCCCAGCCCCCAACUAGCCAUCAAUGCAAUAUGAUCGAGCCUGAGAUACAAGGCCCAGAGGCCUGAUCUUUGGGUGUCAGAAAACAGGGUCCAGGAAUGGUGCUUUACAUGAUGUAUUUACUCUACUCCGCAUCUCAACAUCCCAGGGAUGAGCCCAAACAGCAGGGAGUUAGCACUGAACUACUAAAAGUGUGUUUUUUAGAAGCUUGCCAUAAGGAACAAAGAUCAUGGUGGUACUAAAGGCCAUGGCCUAUAUAGACCUUAGACUGAGUAUGUGCCACUUGGAAAUCUCUCUGACUCCUAGAUGGAUUCUUGCUUGUGUGUGAUCUCUGCUGGGAAGACAAAUCAUUUUAGCUAUCUACUGGGAAGAUUAAAUCUCUACAUAUUUAGAAAGAGAGUGAGGUCCUUGGUAUUUAUACUUUUAGACUCCUCAAUUAUUCUCAAAUUCAACUGUGAGAUGAAACCAAGAUAGCUUCCUCACUUGACUUUUUUGAAAGGCAUUAUUUUUGGGUGUAUAACUGCAGUUACUUCUUAAAACCCUCAUCAUUAUCAUGGGUUAGGUUUUCUAGGGGGUACUGGGACAGUACCUGCUUCUUACAGGACCCUCUACAAUAGGCAAUCAUGCUCUUGGCUCACUGGAGAACUUAGGAGCCUCUGAUCAAACUGGCUACAAUCUUGGACCUGCCUGGACGGAUUUCCUGGUAGCUGGUGAGCAUGUGGACUUCUGGUCUACUAUUACUGACAAUCAUCUCCAAUGGAAACCUUUCCAGUGUUCCCAAAGUGAGCCCUCAAAUCCAAGCUGGUCAUCCUUGAGACUGUCCGUCCUCCUCAGUUGCUUCUCCAGGGAAUUCUUACAGCCGGGUUAUGGAUAGUCACUACUGAAAUUGCUUCUUUCCAGAAACCAAACUAAGAGAUGGAAUUGGUUCCUACAUCAUAUGAUUCUUGCAUUCCCUUGUGCUGUGUGAUUUCUCCUUGUGGCUUUUAGGGGAGUAAGAAGCUGUUUUUUAGUGAUGUGCAAUCCACAGACUUACCAGUGUUUGGGUUUGAAACCUGGAAUGUUGCCUAAGCCUUUGACUUAGGGACUGCUCACAUACUUGCUCUCCAAAUGUCCAUUCUCAGAGAGGCCAGUCAACCCCUCAGAACCAGCACCAAGGUGGAGAGCAGUCGAGGGAGUCAAGCCUCUAAUGUACCCAGGUGCUUCCUACAAAGGAACAAAUUAUGUGCUGAGCCACAGAUGGGCAAACCCUGGUGCUUUCCAUCAUCUUCCAUGAACUCAAGGGUUUGCUAGGUGUAACCAACAGUUGCCACAUCACACAGACCUCGAGUUUCUGAUAAGACUGCUGGAGGAUGUCAGGCCCAAGCUGGGAAGCAGGAGGCAUUUGUAAAGACAGCCAUUCUAGACUCUUCUGUGUUUCUGCUGGCUAAGAAGUAACUAUUUUGAGCACUACAGUGGAGGAAAUCCGGUCAACCAACUGCAGAGGUCACACUAAGGGCUUAAUUUUCCUUAGCUUCUACUUGAAAGUUCAUGUACGAUGAUGGACUCUGGAUGGAGAACUGCUGACUGUCCUAACAUCAGCCUUCCUCAUCUCAAAUGAAGGCAGGUACAGAUGAGUGGGCAGACUACUUUCAACCUCAACUGGCUUUUCUAAGUUACUUUGUACGUUUUCCAGCAGCAAAGCCAAACCAGGUCUUCAGCUUUAUCCCCAUUUCUUGCAAGGGAAGAGCCUUUAUACAACUGGAUGCAUUCUGGGUUUUCCUCAUUGAGAAUUUUAACCCUCUUUUGUAUUAUUUCUAUGAUAAUUUGUACACAUAUUUAUUUUUACCUUUUUUUU